CAUAAGGAAACGCAUCAGUUCAGCGGUGAUGUUAUCUGUGAUGCUAAAAAUGACCCUCCAGCAGUCUGAGCCAGAUCCGCAGUUCAUACUAGAGAACAUGUUUGAGGCUGUGAUGGACAACAUUUUCUUACUGGUGCUGGUCACACUUCUCAGCGUCGUUCAGAAUGUGUUCUUCGCCUUAAAGGUUGAGAAAGAGUGCACGGGUCAACAUUCUAAACCUCAUUCAGCAGCCUUUGAGCGUUUGUCUUGUGCAAAUCGAAACUGCAUGGACACGUACCCCACAUUUCUGGCAGUACUGUGGUGCGCUGGAAUCUGUCUAAGCCAAGCUCCAGCUGCCUUUGCUGGCAUUAUCUACCUUGUGGUCCGGCAGAAGUACUUUGUUGGCUACUUGGGGCAGACUUGCCAGAGCACUCCUGGCUUCCUGUUCGGGAAACGCAUUCUCUUCUUCCUGUCACUCAUGUGUGCUGUGGGAAUCAUAAAUCACCUGAUGCUCAGCUACUGUGGCAGUGACUACAAAGAGUACAUCCAGACCAUCACCAAAGCAGCAUCAGCCCUUCUGCUGUUGCCCUGAACGGUUCAAUACAGAUUUAAAAGCAGCUGAAACCGUAGUGCAAGCACUAACCAAAAAAAAUAUUUUGGUUAAUGGUUUGUCAGUUAAUUAGAGGAAGUGGCAAGAAAACUGAGUGAAGCGUUCACAGUGAUGGUCACAAAGGCAUUUCAUUGCAAAAUGAUAUGUACACAUUACAAACCUUCAAAAAAUAACUAAAGAAAUAAAAAAGGUUGUUAUUACUAUUAAUAUUCCAGUAUAAGGUAUUUUAAGAAAUGUUUUAAGGGGGUCAUAUCAUGCAUCAGUUUUUUUCAUCAAGGUCAAAUAGUAAAGAUUUGUCCAAAAAAAAGUUUAGUUUUCAUACCUCAUUUCCCAUCUCUCUCUGAAUGUUAGAUUUGAACGGUCAGGUUUUUUGUUACUGUGCCUUUAAAAGUGACAAGUAAUGCUCACACACCGGAUUGCAGGUUUCCUGUUGUGUGAAAUAUAGUUUAGCAAAAUCUGCAUUACAUGACAGGAUUACAAACUAAUCAGUGCUGAAAUGAUUAGGUAUAGUAUAACUGCACGUUUCUAUCGAUUCUCUGGAGGUAUAUGCAGAGUGUUGGUGCUACACACCACAGUAAAUAUAUAAAAUUAGAGUAUAAUGAAAUGUUUUACUCUGUGUGAUAGCAGAAGUUGCGAAAUCCUUUAUUUGUUUGGCUUGAUUUUAGCUAUCCGGAAGGAUUCAAGGAAAAAAAUGUUUCCUCAUGAUAUGACUCAUUUAAAGCAAUGAAUGGAACACAUUCGGGCACUUUUGCUUAAAGUGACCCAUUUAAAAAAGUAUUGUAACUAUCUUCAGUUUGCUAGUUUACAAUGUGAGGAUGAAAAUCUUUCUGCUUCAACAGAAUUAUAAUUAUGAUUAAAUUCCAAUAACCUCCAUUUCUUUAAAAAAAAUGUUUUGUAUUACUGCUUACAUAAUAAAGAUUUAUUGAAAAUAAAACAGUCCUUUAAGGUGUUUUAACGGUC
This is a messenger RNA of Carassius gibelio (silver crucian carp), 1549 nucleotides long. Its product is annotated as arachidonate 5-lipoxygenase-activating protein. NCBI's taxonomy places the organism in Eukaryota, Metazoa, Chordata, Actinopteri, Cypriniformes, Cyprinidae. Gene Ontology annotation, cellular component: nuclear envelope; membrane; endoplasmic reticulum. Bases 29 to 571 code for a protein of 180 amino acids. Gene Ontology annotation, molecular function: enzyme activator activity; leukotriene-C4 synthase activity; glutathione peroxidase activity. The record is from RefSeq and is a predicted model, not a curated record. The transcript has 5 exons. Gene Ontology annotation, biological process: leukotriene biosynthetic process.